AUGGCUGCGAUCGAGGCGAAGGCCGGCAGCGGCGGCGAGACGGGGUGGAUUUCCAUUGGCUGGACGAAGAAGGCCGGCCUCAUGGCUCCUGCCGACGCCGUGGUGGGGAAUCUGGCGGGAGCCGCGCCGAACAACGUGCUGGCUUACGCGAUGACGGGCAAGACUGUGGCCAAGGUCAAGAAGGCAGCCGUAGCCGCAGUGAAGCUCUCCGCGAAAUCCGUGGUUACCAGUUCUGACGGUGGCAAGAUCGUCAAGUUCACUCGUAUGGGCAAGGGCGGUCUGGGCCCUGUGAAUUACCUGGGUAACAACAACAUGAUCUGGGCCUACUCCGAUACCCAGGCUUUCACCUCCCACAGCAAUCGGGGUUCCGUCAUCAUCAACCUCGCAUGCAAGGUGUAA
This is a messenger RNA of Closterium sp. Naga37s-1, 399 nucleotides long. Lineage: Eukaryota; Viridiplantae; Streptophyta; Zygnematophyceae; Desmidiales; Closteriaceae. The record is from the annotation of a GenBank genome assembly.